Micropterus salmoides (largemouth bass) is the source of this 6135-nucleotide messenger RNA. RefSeq lists its product as uncharacterized. Bases 166 to 4455 code for a protein of 1429 amino acids. Gene Ontology annotation, molecular function: lipid binding. NCBI's taxonomy places the organism in Eukaryota, Metazoa, Chordata, Actinopteri, Centrarchiformes, Centrarchidae. The transcript is spliced from 39 exons. Gene Ontology annotation, biological process: lipid transport; lipoprotein metabolic process. The record is from RefSeq and is a predicted model, not a curated record. Gene Ontology annotation, cellular component: extracellular region; membrane.
ACUUGACACAGGUGUUUCAAGCCGGGAGAUAAUUAACAACUUGAGUCCUGUUAACGCACUGACGCGUUUUAAUGCAAAAGAAACUAUAUCGUCCACAAAACUCACCGGUGGGGAAAUUAAUGCUCUUAUUUUACUUAAUCAAAUAUUAAACCAACUUUACUGAUCAUGACUGGAGAUACAACUACGGUGGGGGCUGACGAGCAUGGAGAGAGAGGAGCAGCAGCAGCUGCAUCUGUGGAAAGACGACCUAGUAUUGUGAAGCUACAAAAUAUGCUAAGGAAAGUUUCUCAAAGCCCUUUCCAUAAUCAAUACAAGACUCUUGUUUCAUCAACCUCAGACUUCAGUGAAUCAUCAGCAAAUGAGUACCAAAACAAACAGAAUGGAGAGCAGGAAGUGCUGCACUUAAGUCCUCAGAGUGGAAUCAGUGGGGGCUUGGAAAGAAUGAACUCUUCUCAUGCGCAUUCUUUGGAUUUGGGCAGCAAAGGUCAUGUAAUGAAGGAUGUACGGAGGAAAAUGUCUGAUGAAAAUCUCAAUACCAUCCUUGUCCCUCCACCUGAAUUUCAAAAUGUGGAAAAUGGAGCCCAAGUUUCUGAACCUCAAAAGGACUUAUUCCAGGCCCAUAACGCCAAUCAUUCACAAGGCCUCUUCCAGGCAUCAACACUGGCCAGGAAGACAUCUGCCAAUGACCCUUUUCAUGAUGUAACCCUGAACUCACCAGACUUAUUCAAGUCAAUCCCUGCUCAAACACAGACCUUUCCCAAAACCUUGGACCUGUUUAAAGAUGAAGGGGUCAAUCUUUUCCAGGCUGCUAAAGGAGAUGAUGAAGCUAAACGCACUACGGAGGUGAAUCUCUUUGAUAAAUCUCCCAGUAUCUUUGUUGACCCGUUCAUAUCUACUUCAAACAAGGAGUAUGACCUGUUCCGUUCUCCACAGCCCAAGAUGGCAAAUCCAUUUUCUACUACCACGACCAAUGGAGCGGAUUUGUUUCAAUCACUUCCAACUAGAAGUGGGGAACUCUUCAACAUCAGGGAAAACAAACAAGACGCCUCUACGAAAGAGGACCCUUUUGGCAUGUCUUUUAAGGAAAACCUUGAUGUAUUUUCAUCUUCAUCCACAAAUUCAGUCGACCCAUUCCCAAGCCCAAUUACAAAGAGUUUAUUCCAAAGUGUUUCCAGUUUGGAUGACCCAUUUGGUCCUACUCCUUCAAAACAAUACGACCCUUUCCAGGAUGUUUCAAAUGGGUCUCCAUUUGACAUUUUCCAACCUCUUCCCUCAAAGACUAACAGCAAUGUAUUUGAGAUAAACCCCAUCAAUACUGCCUCUACACCUUCACUCAACAGUCAGAAAUCAGAAGUGAAGUUAGACAUGCUAUCUUCACCAGAUCUUUUCAAGGCAGCGACAUCAGAAUCACAUCCAGCCAUCCAACCGAACUCGUCUGACAGGCCUCAUGAUAUUGUCUUGACGACUCCCCAGGGAACUGAACAUGAAAUCCUUGAGCCAAGUCCCUUCAGUCGGGCCAGGCAUCUGUCUGUGUCACCAAGGCAAUCUCCAUCUGAAAUGACUCAUGUGCAGACCUUCAAACGUCCGCCAAAGCCACUUCCCCGAACUAGACCACCCAGGCCAAACAGGCCACCAAAACCAGAAAAACCACUGACACCAGCAAACCCUAUUGGAACUGAACCAGCUCUACCAAAAACAUCUCCCAAGCCAGCCUUCAGUAUGCUCCCAAAACCAGUUAAACCCAAAACUCUGGAAAGUAAACAGACAGACCCUGAGAACUAUGUUGUCUUUGAGGAUGUCCUGCUUAUUGGACAGGAGAGGUGUGUUGAAGACUGGCCCGAAGACAGCCCUGAGCUUAACCCUGACUUCAAACCAUCUGGAACAUUAAGACUACGACGAGAAUCAUUGAAAAUGAACUCUAAUGGAGGCAGUGGCGAGGAUCAGGACAACUCUGGGAGUCACAGCAAGAAAAAAGACAAAAAAAACAGAAAGUCCUUUCUUUCAAGAAGAGGGUCAAAGGAAAAGUUUGCUGAUGACACAAAGGAGGGGAGGAGCAAGACACUACCUUACCAUAGUAAAUCAACAAUGGAGUAUUCAGAUAGGCACAUGUCUGCAGGAGAGAACGAAGACGAGGAGCAGAAUGGGAUGGUUUACACGAAGAAUCCUCUUAAGACCAAAGUCAACCCGAAGCUAAGAAGAGCGUCCACUAAUUCCUCUGUGCCAGACACAAAGCACAUGAACAAACUUUUACCUCAAGAAUCAAAGGGUGAUGAUGAUAAGAAAAGCGUCAGCAAGAAAAACUCCAUUGAACGUCGAUGGUCAGAGGGGGUCGUUUUGGAUGGCAGCACUGGUGAGGACGAGGAAGGAGAUGAAGCCCAGCAUGGCGAGGUUCACAGCCAUGGAUUUAAGAAAAAAAAGAAGGUGAAAAUCACUUUUAUCCCACAUAGAGGAUUUGCCAUCACAUCAGCAAAGACGGAUGAUAAACUGAAGGGAGCACAUGGAUACACAUCUCGCAAAAACUCAAAGGUACAUGAGUAUUCAGAUAGGCACAUGUCUGCAGGAGAGAAUGAAGACGAGGAGCAGAAUGGGAUGGUUUACACGAAGGAUCCUCUUAAGACCAAAGUCAACCUGAAGCUAAGAAGAGCGUCCACUAAUUCCUCUGUGCCAGACACAAAGCACAUGAACAAACUUUUACCUCAAGAAUCAAAGGAUGAUGAUGAUAAGAAAAGCGCCGGCAAGAAAAACUUCACUGAACGUCGAUGGUCAGAGACGGAUGAUAAACUGAAGGGAGCACAUGGAUACACACCUCGCAAAAACUCAAAUGUACAUGAUAAAUCGCAAGAUGAAGUUUUGGGUGCGCAUGGCUACACACCUCAAUAUAUGUCCCAGGCUAAUCCCUUUGAGGAUGUAGACGAGAUGAAAGAUUACCGUCUUCAGUCAGCUUACAUGGCUGAUUUCAUGGAUGACGACCUCUUACAGAAAACACCCCAUAUGUCUGCUGGAUUAAAUGGGGAUGAAGAUCCAUAUGGAAUGGCAGACUGGAAACCUAAGAAACCAACAAAGAUGAAACAGCUGCUCGUGGGUCGUCGAAGCUCUAAGGAGGGCAUGCUGGACAACAGUCCCCAGACAAAGAACAGCUUCUCAGCAGAGGAGUUAGACAAUGAAGACCUAAAAGGAAUGCAGGACUGCAAACCGAAAAACUCCAAAUACAAAGUCCCUAUUCCCAUCCCACGCAAUUCUAAGACCACCAGUGGACAGAGUGAACCAAUAGGAUUCAGCCAGCACAUACCUCAGCAAGCAUCCAUGUUUAAUCAGGAUGCCUUUGCUGAUAAUGACAUCCCUCAAACAGGAACAUAUUUCAUGAGUCCUGGAGAGAUGUAUGACAGCGAACAGGAUGAAGUGGAAACCUGCAAACCGAAGAAGUCAUCUAAACUUAAAGGCCUCAAAAAACAAAAGGCAAAGAACAAAGCCAUGCAUCUAGAGUGUGAAGAUCCACCAGGAGCUACGUCUAGUGACUACCUGUCAGAGGCUGCUAAGGCGGAGUGGCUGGCUGCUCAGAUGGAUGAGCGUGCUAUAGCAGCUCUGGAGGAUGAUGAUCAAGAAGGGGACACUGACAGUUUGAUGGAGUGGUGGAACACUGUAGAACAAUGGGAUGAGGUGCCAUCAGACGAUGAGGACAAAUUCAAAACAGAGGAUGAGUCCAAGUCAUUCAGCAUCUUGGCAGACAAGGUUCAUCGUGGCCUGCGUGUCUUCAACAAGGUCUUCACAGAGCGAGCUGAGGUCCUCUGGCAAUCCACCGUCGCACUCCACAGCAUCGCUGACAACAUCAACAAUUUCCACCACAAGGCCAAGAUCGCUGGCAUUACUGGCGGCACCACCACUGCUGUGGGUGGUGUGACAGCCAUCGCUGGUUUGGCUUUGGCACCCUUUACUCUCGGUGCCUCUCUUAUAGUUACCGCUGUUGGUGUGGGUGUGGCAACAGCUGGUGGAAUCGCUUCAGCCUCUGCGGCCAUCUCGGAUAACGUUAACAACAUGAAUGACCGGAAGAAGGUGGAGAUGGUAUUGGAGAACUAUGAGGCUCAGCUGCUGGACAUUGGGAAGAUCCUCCACUUUGUCAAUCAGGGCUUGUACAAACUGCGUGGUCAUCCUUUCCUUAGGUCUGGCACCCAACACUACUCAGAGGACUGGGAGGUCCGCAGGGCAGUCCAGAUGAUCAGCUUUGUCGAUCAGCCUGUGAUGCGAGCGACGGAGAUAGCGGACGAGGCCAUUACCUCAGUCCAAGGACUCUUCAAAGGCAUGGACAAGUACUUCAUCAAGGAUUCCCGAGAGCUGAAGAAAGGCUGCAAGAAAGAGGUGGUGGGUCAAAUAAAGCAUGUGGCAAAUUUCCUCCACGAUGGGGUAGUCGAGCUCAAUGCCAUCAGAGAGGAGCUACAGGAUGCCACUGGAAACAUUUGAUCAACUUCCUGCAUGAUGCCAUUUUGACAAUCAACAUCAAAGAUCACCAACCCCCUCUCCUGGCUAAAUGAGGGAACUGUUGGUUUUAAAGGAAUUCAUGGACCCAGUAGGUAAGCACCUACUGUAAGACAAAUUCAGUUUUCUGAAAACAGCAGACUCUAGAGUUAUACGUAGUUUAGACAAUUAACACUAGAUUAGACUAGAAUACAUUUCAAUAGUCCUGCAAAAAUGCAACCCCUGUGAAGCUAAUAAGUCGUUAUUUUGUUGUGAUUUUGGCAGAGGGGUGUUAAUUCAACUCUGAGAACUUGUGACGCUAUGGAUUAGUCUUGUUGUAUUUGUAUUGUAAGGCAUUUACUGUACACACAGGGGGCUGCAGAAUGACAGGAAAACACCCUUCUUUAUGCACUGUAUGUAUUGUUCUGUAGGUAAAAUGUUUAAAUAUAAGGUGUAUCAAAAUGUAGCUUUGUGGUCACAGAUGGUUUGACUUCAACAUUUGAAUAGAUUUUUAGUUUAAUUUGUCCACCUACUGUACUUACAGGAGGAUGGCAAAUGAUAAACGGGAGCACCUUACAAUAUAAUGCAACUGAUACAGCAUGAAUAGGUUCAGCAUUUUUUUUUUUUUUUUGUAGUGCUAUUGUAUUGAAUGUUGUCAGCAGAGUCUGUGAUUUAGUCCAAUCCCUGAAUCGGAUAUCAGUUUGAGCAAACAAAUAUUAGACUCAAAAAGAGGGAACUGUGCAGACACAAAGUGAUAUUUGUCUUUAUGGUGUUUAUAAGAUUUUAAUGCGUUGUUAAAAUUGGCAUGUUAAUAGUCUUCAUUUGUUGAAUUAAAGUUAAUGGAUAUAGGUUUUGUAAAUAGAAAUGUUCUGCUCACAUUGUAUAAAAACAUCCAAUUUUAAGUGUUUCUUUUUUAAAGAGAAACGGUGAUAAUGGUAAAUUGUAUUGCUUCAGGACACCUAUUAACACAACUAAUCUUUUUUUUUUUUUUGGUUGAGUUUAAGUCUUUUAGUUUAUUAAAAGUAUUCAUAUCCCGGAUCAAGUACAAAAUGAAUAAAUCUCGAAGAGAUGCUCUGAACCAGAUUUGGCUACCAGCUCAUUUCCGUCUAUAGUCCCAAACGGGUAGGUUGCAGCUGUAGGUUGUGGUUUGCUGGAGCAUCAGUUUAAAAAACAAAAAACAAAACAAAAGCUUCAACAAUUUGUACCUAUUGGUAAAGUAUUCCUGCAUUGAAAGCCACAUGUGUCACCAUGUAAAAUUAUUGUACACAUUUUUGUAAUUUUUUUUGUGGCAUGUAAUGCAUUUUAGUUGCAUUAAGAAUCAAUUUUAUUAUUCCCCAUAAUAUAUAUAUAUAUCAAAAACUGGAGGCACCUUUUUGUCUUAUGUGGCAUCCAUGUAAGUGUGUGUGUGUGUGUACUGUUGACCAUGCCCCCAUGAAUGAUUAUAUGUGUGUAUAUGUGCCUCUAUUCUAUUUUACUGUCAAACCUAAGUUUAACCAUUCAUAUAUUAAUGUUUUGUAUACAGUCACUGUAUGUUUUAAAUGUCAAUUUUCUUUGUGACCACUUGUGGUCUUAUAAUUGCCUUUAUUUUGUCAGUGUUUUACACUGUUAGGGCAUUUUCCUGCAUUAUUUUAACCGGAUUCUUUCAUGUAACACUGACUCUGUAAAUAAAGCCUGUUUACAAAUGUG